Selaginella moellendorffii is the source of this 633-nucleotide messenger RNA. RefSeq names its product 20 kDa chaperonin, chloroplastic-like. Gene Ontology annotation, cellular component: mitochondrial matrix. The transcript is spliced from 5 exons. The record is from RefSeq and is a predicted model, not a curated record. Lineage: Eukaryota; Viridiplantae; Streptophyta; Lycopodiopsida; Selaginellales; Selaginellaceae. Bases 1 to 633 code for a protein of 210 amino acids. Gene Ontology annotation, molecular function: protein folding chaperone; protein-folding chaperone binding; ATP binding.
AUGGCUGCAGCUAUGGCGCCCUCGUCGUUGAUCGCCGCGAGGUCUUCCGCAAUUCAGCUCAACGCGCCUUCUACUUCCACAAAACUUAUCUCGAGGAGCUGGACAGGCCUUCACAUGGAAGCCGGAAGUUCAUUGUCUGUGACAAUUUCAUCGCCCCACGCUACGAGGAUAAGGAGUGGUUCUGUCCAAGUUAGAGCAGGAGUUACCGCAACAGCACCAUCAAAGAUUGGUGACAUGGUUGUCUACUCCAAGUACGCUGGAACCGAGGUCCAAUUCGAUGAUGCCGAGCACGUCUUGCUCAAGGAGGACGACCUCAUUGGUUUCUUGUCGACCGACGAUAUCAAAGACUUGAAGCCACUCAACGAGAGAGUCUUGAUCAAGAUAGCAGAGGCCGAGGACAAGACGUCCGGAGGUAUCAUCCUCACCGAAAAUGCCAAAGAGAAGCCCGUCACUGGCACGGCUGUCGCCGUUGGAUCUGGAGCUUUCGGAGAGGAUGGGGUGAAAAAGCCGCUAGAUAUUGCUCCAGGGAACUCGGUCAUGUAUUCCAAGUAUGCUGGAAACGAGUUUAAGAGCAAAGACGGGAGCGAGUAUGUUGUGAUCCGUGCAUCGGACAUUCUCGCAGUUUUGCCAUAG